Trematomus bernacchii (emerald rockcod) is the source of this 3090-nucleotide messenger RNA. It is a transcript of the gene letmd1, whose product is annotated as LETM1 domain containing 1. The coding region runs from base 36 to 1055 and encodes 339 amino acids. The transcript has 10 exons. Gene Ontology annotation, cellular component: mitochondrial inner membrane. NCBI's taxonomy places the organism in Eukaryota, Metazoa, Chordata, Actinopteri, Perciformes, Nototheniidae. The record is from RefSeq and is a predicted model, not a curated record. Gene Ontology annotation, molecular function: ribosome binding. Gene Ontology annotation, biological process: intracellular monoatomic cation homeostasis.
CUGCCCCUCUCUGCCCGUCACUACGGUGAUCCAACAUGGCGCUGCUGAGCUCCUCGUUGACCCGGUUCUGUUGUCUCAGGACAAACAGGAUAAAUAAUGGACUUUAUUCCCCUUACCUGCCCUGUCAGUACAGACUCUACUCCACGUCUCAAGUCAGACGAGGUUUGGGGCGAUACGUCCAGAUAGUCAACUCCAAAUAUGAAAGUUUCCUCAAAACAAGAUUUCCUCGCUUCUUCCUGCUCUAUCACACUUUUGUGGAAGGGAUCAAGCUGCUGUUCAGAGACGGUAAAGAAGUGAGGAGGAUAAAAGUGAACAUGCACUCUGACAAACUGCAGUUCAAGGAUCUGCCCUACAGGGACAUGGAGAAGCUCCGACAGUUCCGCAGAGACUUGGGGAAGGCCCUUCCUCUGCUGGUGAUCUCCAUCCCUCCCUUUGCCAACUACCUGGUGUUCCUCCUGAUGUACUUCUUCCCCCGGCAGCUCCUGAUCCCUCACUUCUGGACCCCCCGGCAGCAGCUGGAGUUUCGGGGUGUGUCCCAUUCGGUGCGGGUCCAGCAGCACCAGCCCGUCCUCUCUGGGCUGCAGAACCUGAAGGUCUGUGAGGGGGUUCUGCAGAAACGCCUGCAGGACCUCUGCGUCAAAGUGCAGAACGGAGCGACUCCUCAGGUUUCUGAAAUCCUGGCCGUGAAAAAACUAUUCUCCGGACCGCCGCUGGGCAUCAAGAGGAUGAGCAGCGAGCAGAUGAGGCUCGUCUCUCCGCUCCUCUUCCUCACCCCUCGUCUCCCCAGCUUCCUGAUGUCUCGCCGGCUGCAGCGUCACGGAUCACAACUUCUGCAUCUGGACCGAGCUCUGAGUCGCAUGGGAGUCCAGAAACCUGAGCGAGGCCGAGUCAGACAGGCGUGUUUCCUGCGCGGCCUGUACUCCAGCAGUCUGAAUGUACAUAAGUGCAGAGAGUGGAUGUCCCGAUGGAUAACAUGUAAAAAGCCAUCAAAGGACUCCGAGGUGUCUCUGCUCUUGCACAGCAUCGUAUUCCUCUCUGCAAACUACCGCCACUGACAGGAAGUCCAGUGCAACCUGCUUCCUGAAGAGCUGUCCACGUGUCCUUCGUCUCGCCGGGGGAAAAAAAAACACAUUUUUUUAAACACAGUUUUUGCCAAAAUAAUGAGGUUGAAGAGAAGAGAAGCGAUGCAUGGUUGCAGACGAGAGAAAUCACGUUGAUUGUGGAAUUAGAACCGUCCGGCGUGCCGGUUGUUGUUCACCAAAUCACAGGGUUUACUUUGGGGGGAAAGCAUGAAUGUGUGUUUAUCAGAGGAGAGGUACAUCGGGUGCAUUUUUGACUUUUGGGGGAUUAUUUAAAUUGAAAUGAAAAGUUGUCACCUUGAAUAUAACGAGAACAAAUUAUAAAUAAAUAGUUAGUUGUACAAAAAUAAUUUAAAUCGCAUUGUUUUCCAUCAAUUCAGUCCACGUGGUCCAAGAGCAGAGAAAUACAUAUUUGGGAUUAUGAUUCAUUUUGAUGCACCGAGCUGUUCAGGUCAAAUUCAAUACAUGUCGCUGUUUCUCCAUCAAUGUUUAAUAUCCGGCUUUCCUCAUUUACCUCUGAGCUCACACAGUACAGCCCGCAGAGAGUUAACAUUUGACUUGUGGCAAAAGGUCUGCACACGGAUAAAUAUCUAAUUUUUUCUUUUACAUAUCAGAGUUUAGCUUCUCAUGCAUUCUCUCUCAAAGCUGGUCAAAGAGGAGAUGUGAUGCAACGGGAAGUAGUUUAGACAAAUACAAAACAAGAUGGAUGCUAAAAAAAUAAAGAUUAUGUUUUUGCAAAGACGGAUGUUGUUUUGGGAGAAUUUACUGUGACGGCACUUUAAUUAAUUGUUUACUUUUCUUCUGACUGAAGCGCAACCUGACAUUAAAGCGAUGGAUCUGAUGUUCUCAAAUGCAUGUACACGUCUGCAACACUACGCCCUGCUCCCUGUGAGGAACCUCUGUGCUGAAGUGUUCUUUCAACAGGGUCAAUUAAAGGGAUGAUUGGAUUGUUUUGAAGUGUGUUUGUAUGAGGUACUUCGCAUUAAAUGAUUCUAAUUGUUCGCAUAUUUAUAAUACUUUCACCGCUUUACCUUGCCCUCAAACACAACAUGACAUUAAGACUUCUAAUGCCUAUCAAAAGACACCAAACGAACACAGAGAGACACGCACACUCAGAAUAAUGUGAAACAGAACAUUUGAGACGAGCAGGAGAAUAAACCAGCAGGUGUUUGAUAUUCUCUCUUUAAAGAUCCCUUAAUCCAUUGAUUUAAAAACCCUCAAUCUGGUUGGUUAGUCUGUGUUAUUGUGGGACUUUGAGGAAACAAAACGUACCCUUUUUAACACACAUAAGUCACUAAAUAACAGAAACUAACUCAACUAUAGAGCCAGCAGCAGAUCAGAAACUCCUGCGGUCUUAAAUUACUUUGAGGUUGGUGUCUCGGUUCCCGUCAGAAAGAGAUGUUUUAGAGCAAAGUCAAGAUAUAGAAAUAAGGUUUAUUGCUCAGUACUUUUCUAGGUUAACAGUCAUUUGUACGUGUGUAUCAAGAAGAAAUACAAAGACAGGCAACCGUCAAGAACAUGAAGAUAGGUUAUAAGAAUUAGAGUAGAAAUAUGAAGAGUUCAGAGCAUGACUUGAGGAUUUGCACGAGUGAAAAGCUGUGAAAGUAAAGAGCUUUUUAAACCUUAAAGCAUGGAGACAUGUCACAGUAGAGACACUGAUACCUGUGGAUUUAGAUUUGUAGGAGUCUUAAAUGCAUAUCCACUACAGGUCAGAUGAGAAAUACCUCAUUUAAACACCCUAUAAAUCAUCAAACUGUCCCUUUAUUUGAUCUUAAUCUCACUUCAGGAUCUCACUCAGACGUUUCCUCCCCUACAACUACAGGAAGUUUAAAUUGUGAAAUGCUGUUUGCUUCCUGUGCUUUUCACAAGAAGCAACACAUCUGAAAUAAUAAUAUAAGCUGCAAAAGUUAUUUUCCGUUUAAUAUAUCAGGUUUUUGAAUGUUGUGUUUCUGUGCCAAUAUUACACACACUGGAUCGCAACUGUGUCUAAAAUAAAAACCUGUAAAUGGUG